AUGGGGAGGCAAUCCUAUGAGACCAAGACUCUCCUCGCUAUUACGAAUCUCACUCGGUUGGCCGACGAGCUCCGUGUCCAGCAGCUUGUCGACGAGGUCGAGAGGAUCACGGACGCACUUGGAGAGAAACGUGGACCCUAUAUCCUUCACGUAGUCCCCAGGGUUCUUGCUCAGCUGAGCAGGCGCCGGCUCAUAACGGUCAAACGUCCCCACCAGUCGGUAGUGUUGGACCAUCGAAUUCAGCUGACUGCAUCGGGAAUCAAGAGAUUCCGAAUGGUCGAAAACCUUACUCGUGGGGAGGACAUCUCAAAACACGUCAAGACCGUCAAAGCGAUGCUUCAACCCGCAGACCAAUCCACCAAAAGGGUGCUGCAGGAGACCAACCAAACUUUGGCGGAGACGAUUGAAGAUCAACAGAACACUAUCAUGAGUUACAAGCAGAAAGACAAAGAGCGACUCCUCCGAGGCGAUUUCUAUGCUUCUCCGACACGUACAACAAUCUCUCCGCUACGCAAAGCAGUCUCAAUGCCCGCGGCGGCGUAUGAUUCUCCAAGACGAUCUCCAGCACUUCUCUUCGGUGGUUUGGGUCACGGAGGGUCUUGGCCCACACCUCCUCAGUCACCAACACGCAAUCCUGUUGACUUCAUGCCUAUUGAUGAGGUGGAAGAAGAAGACGAUGGUGACGUUCCAAUGGAUGACAUUAUUCAACCCGAUUUUUCGGUUGCGGCUCAGAAUGACAAGGUGGAAAUGAGCUAUAUGGAGACUUGUCGCGAGCUUGAGCAUUACAAGCGAGAAUGGCAGGCAGCCAUGGAAAAAAUAGCUCAACAGGACAUCCGACUCGAUGAAGCGAAAGAUAAUAUCGACACUCUUGGCGGCCUACUGACGCAGCGCAGUGACAACCUUCGCGUCACUAACGAGAUUCUCGCUGCUCGGGAGGAUGAUGUUGAUCGUCUGAGUGCCGAGAAUGAAGAAUUGCAACAAGACAUUGAGGAUGCAGAGCGUGUCAAUCAAAUGCUGAGUCUCGACUGGGCCGACGCGACAAUCCAAGUCAAGGAAUCACAGGACAAGAUUGCGGAGUUGGAGCGUAAAAUCAUCCAGCUGGAAGAGGACAAGAAGAACAAGAUUCGUCUACUUAGUGCGAAUUUCGAUGAGAUCCUCAGGGCUCAAAUGGCGUAA
Molecule: messenger RNA, 1176 nt
Organism: Mycena indigotica
Lineage: Eukaryota; Fungi; Basidiomycota; Agaricomycetes; Agaricales; Mycenaceae
Exons: 9
Coding region: 1-1176 (391 amino acids)
Source: RefSeq, a predicted model, not a curated record